AUUAAAGAUUGUUUAACAUUCUUGUGUGCUUAUUUCUUUUUUCGUUUCCAAUUAUUUAUCAAUGCGGCGGUCACUGGUGAUCGGCACAUUUUAGGUAGUUAGAUAGUUAAAAUCCAAAGCAAGUGAGAAGGUUUUCUCGUUUGUGGGAAAUUAAUUAAAUUUAUGAUUCAUCUAAUUGAUGACUAUUAUGAGAGAUAAAUUUUCGGAGGAUGCCAACGAGUUGUUACUGUAUUUUGCGAUAGCAGGCGGUGUAACCGCGGGUGCUCUCCUGUUGCUCUUCAUUUUAGUGUUCGUACUAUUUGUCAAAGUGAAUCGAUUAAGUACAGACGGCAAAAACUGUUUUACUAAGUCGAUGAAAUUGUUCAGGUCCAAUCAACUGAAUAGACAAACGAGUAUGAUGGCGGACUUUUGUUACACAAAUCCGACGAUUGUGCCAGGGGAAUUGUUGUCCCGUCGUGGAUUCUCGAUGUACAGCGGUUCCGAAAAUUUUAACGAUGAUUUUGGAACGAAGAAAGACUAUCAUUAUGGGACUUAUCACGAAGCACGAUCGAAAUUUUAAUAAUUAAUUGUGUUUGUAACAUACAGAUCAUAUCAGUAAGUUAAGAGAUUCAUUAAUUUAGUGUAAUUCAUUAGGUCUACUUUAUAGUGAAUUGAAACCACAUUUAAUAUAAAUGAUAUUUAUACAUAUGGUUUCUUUAAAAGAAUUAGUUUUCAGCUGAACAGCAAAAAGAUAUUUCAUAAAACGGUGAUUAAUGAAAAUAAAUCUGUACUUAAUUUGUUUUUUCUACGAAUGAUAAUGACUCUCAGAGAAAUUAUAUUGAUAGUGGUACACUCAGUUGCUAGCAGAUGACGCCAUAUACAUUAGUCACUCAGGGAAAUAGAAUGAUAUGUGUUCAUAGUUGAUAAGAAUUAAAUGGUUCUCUAUAUAUACAGUAUAUAGACUAAUUAAAGUUACUAAGAAAUAUUACAUAAAUGUCAACUAUUCAUUA
Messenger RNA from Osmia lignaria (orchard mason bee), 989 nucleotides. RefSeq lists its product as uncharacterized. The record is from RefSeq and is a predicted model, not a curated record. NCBI's taxonomy places the organism in Eukaryota, Metazoa, Arthropoda, Insecta, Hymenoptera, Megachilidae.